AUGCCCCGUCCUGGAAAGAACUCAUACAGUGACCAGAAGCCCCCUUACUCCUACAUAUCACUGACAGCGAUGGCUAUCCAGAACUCAACCGAAAAGAUGCUGCCCCUGAGUGACAUUUAUAAGUUCAUCAUGGACCGGUUUCCUUAUUAUCGAGAGAACACCCAGAGGUGGCAGAAUUCCCUGCGACACAACCUCUCGUUCAACGACUGCUUCAUCAAGAUCCCUCGGCGGCCUGAUCAACCCGGGAAAGGCAGUUUCUGGGCUCUGCACCCGGACUGCGGUGACAUGUUCGAGAAUGGCAGCUUUCUGCGGAGACGGAAGCGCUUCAAGGUGCUGCGCGCCGAGCACAUGGCCUGCAAGAGCUCCCCGAUGAUGCAUUACUUUCACCACCACCACCACCACCACCCGGGCGGCAAGCUGGGCGCAGCGUCCGGCCACCACGAGCACCCAGCCGGGCCAGCGAGCACCGUGGGUCGGCUGCCUCACUUUCAGGGUUACGGGGGCAUUGCUUGCGCGCAGCCCGGCGGGUUUAAACACCCGUUCGCCAUCGAGAACAUAAUCGGACGGGACUACAAAGGUGUGAUGGCCAGCGGGCUGCCCCUCACCUCUGUCAUGCACCACCUGGGUUACCCGGUGCCUCCGCAGCUCAGCAGCGUGGUCAACUCCAUGUGGCCGCACGUCGGGAUGCUGUCAGAGUCCAUGGGUGGCGUGUCCAUGCCCGCCUCAUCCGAGUACGCGCCCUUCAGCGUGUCAGCAAAGGGCCUGUACCACAACGCCAACGGGCAAACCCUGCCCGCCGUUCCCGUGCCAAUAAAACCCACCCCGUCCCUGGGUCCCGUGCCGGGCUUGACCGGGCUGCAGUCCGGCCCGGCACAGCUCUGCUCACCGACCUCAGCAAUGGAGAAGAGUGAUCUGCUGGAGGGGAAAGGCAACCACUUACACCCGGCUCUCCUGCUGUCCUAACCGGGUAAAAUUCCUUUUUGACAAGUAACGCAAACAAGGUGGACAUUGUUGUUGCGUAAAAGAAGAGAAAGCAGACAUCUGAGUGGUGAAGAGCAGCUGUAGGAGAGUUGUAAAAAACUAAGGUUAACAUUGUACUGUGUGAUGAAUUUUUCAGUAGACCCAUGUUGAUUGAAAUCAUAAUUUAUUUGCACAAUUUGUGAGGGCAUUUACCACAUAUUGUAAUGUGGCUCUGAUAAAUACAAUCAGAUUAGUAUACGCUAAACCCAAAGAGAGAUUUGAUUUAGGAGACAAACAUCUAAAAUUCUUUCUGAAUGCAAACCAACAACUCUGUUGAUUUUUUUGUUGCUCUUAUUCUAUUUAUUUUAUUUUAAUC
Molecule: messenger RNA, 1336 nt
Organism: Hippoglossus stenolepis (Pacific halibut)
Lineage: Eukaryota; Metazoa; Chordata; Actinopteri; Pleuronectiformes; Pleuronectidae
Gene: foxb2
Product: forkhead box B2
Exons: 1
Coding region: 1-963 (320 amino acids)
Biological process (GO): cell differentiation; anatomical structure morphogenesis; regulation of transcription by RNA polymerase II
Molecular function (GO): DNA-binding transcription factor activity, RNA polymerase II-specific; RNA polymerase II cis-regulatory region sequence-specific DNA binding
Source: RefSeq, a predicted model, not a curated record